This is a messenger RNA of Ictalurus punctatus (channel catfish), 4738 nucleotides long. It is a transcript of the gene map3k14b, whose product is annotated as mitogen-activated protein kinase kinase kinase 14. The record is from RefSeq and is a predicted model, not a curated record. Gene Ontology annotation, molecular function: protein kinase activity; ATP binding. The coding region runs from base 313 to 3954 and encodes 1213 amino acids. Lineage: Eukaryota; Metazoa; Chordata; Actinopteri; Siluriformes; Ictaluridae. The transcript has 14 exons. Gene Ontology annotation, biological process: positive regulation of canonical NF-kappaB signal transduction; protein phosphorylation.
CAAAGCAUAGAAAACCAGCAUGAUGAUGUAAAACAGUGAUACGAAGUGAACAAUAGAGUUGUAUUAGUGUUUUGAACUUGUUUAUGAAUAUAGUUAAGCAUGUAGUUCAUCUGACGCACACUUUCCUGGUGUCUGUGAGCCAGUGGGAUUAAGUUCCACUAGGACAGCGUAGGUGUAGACUUUUGCGCGUGUGUGUGUGUGUGUGUGUGUGUUUCUUGCUCUUGCCGGCGAACACACUUUCAGAGUGAAUGAACUGCGAGAAGAGUGUGUUCAUGUAGCUAUAACUCGAGGAGAAGAAUCCAAACCGAACAAAUGGGCUCUUUCCACCGUAACGAAGAGGACGACGAUUCCUUAACCGCGAUGGAAUCCGAGUCUCUAACGCAGAAAAGCAAUGAGGAGGAAACUGGAUUUACAACUGUGAUUGCCCAGGCAGAGGCUGAGCAGUGUCAAGAAUUCUGUCCAUCCAGUGUGAAUCACGGCCUGCUUCAACCCCAACGUGUUGCUCCUUUCCGUAGAACGCUUCCUAAAACACUCAAGGAAGGGGCAAGGAGGCAAAAAGAGCGCUCUGAAUUUGGGCGACCCCUCUGGAGGACUAGUGCAAGAAAGAAAUCUCUAAAGAUGGGAGAGGAGAGGCGGGUCCCCAUUGAGAAACCUUGGCGCAGUAGGUCUGAAGUGAGCUGCUGCUCUGAUAUUUACACCAGCGUUGGAGGAUCUCCACAGCUCAGUUCUCAGACAGAAUCUGUGUACAUUCAUGCUGAAAGCAUCAAAUGUUGCGACACUUCCUGUUCUAGUGUAUCGCAAAAUGGGGGCUUUUUUUGUCUCUAUACAGAGGUCGAGAAAACUCGUGGCGUCACGCAAGAGGCCGGAUCAGAACCUGAGAAAUUAGGCAGCAGCAUAGAAGCCUUGUUCGGAUCGGAUUCUUCCUGCGACAGCGAGUCCUUCAGAAGUGACUGUGACUCGGAUUCAAGCUGCGUUAAUGCCGACUGGGAGUGGAGCUUUGACUCUGACACAGACUCAUGCAACUUGGUCUACAGCUUUACUGAGGCACAGUGGGGCUCUGCCUCAUCAUGUUCAGGCUCUGCCGCCUCUGGUUAUAUCACGGACUAUGAUUUAGAAUCCUCAAUGUCCACCACAGAACAACAUGGCUCGUCUGCUUUUGACAGCCAUUUUGAGCAGGGAUACCAUGACUUGCCAGUCGGCCAUUUCAAGCCAGGACACUGUGACUCUCCAGUGGGACAUUUUGACACAGGACACCGUGACUCUCUGGUCGACCAUUUUGACGCAGGACACUGUCUCUCUCAGGUCGGCCAUUUUGACGCAGGACACCGUGACUCUCUGGUCGGCCAUUUUGACGCAGGACACCGUGACUCUCUGGUCGGCCAUUUUGACGCAGGACACCGUGACUCUCUCGUCGGCCAUUUUGACGCAGGACACCGUGACUCUCUGGUCGGCCAUUUUGACGCAGGACACCGUGACUCUCUGGUCGGCCAUUUUGACGCAGGACACCGUGACUCUCUGGUCGGCCAUUUUGACGCAAGACACUGUCUCUCUCCGGUCGGCCAUUUUGACGCAAGACACUGUCUCUCUCCGGUCGGCCAUUUUGUCGCAGGAUACUGUGACUCUCUGGUAGGCCAUUUUCAUGCAAGAGGCUGUGACUCUCUAGUGCGCCAUUUUGAGGCAGGACAUCAUAACUCGCCAGUCGGGCAUUUCGAGGUAGGGCGCCAUGACUUACCUGUUGGCCAUUUUGAGGCAAGACGGUGUGACUCGCGAGACGGCCAAUUUGAUGAGGCUUCCUGUGACCUCUACAAUGCUUUUCCUGAGCUUAGUGAUACAGUCUGUUACAGGAUUAACGAGCAUGACUACUUUUUUGAUUUUAAGGACUAUUCUGAGCUAACUUUGAGGAAACUUCAGGGCGUCGUGACUCAUCCUGAUCGCCGUCGCGUCACACCAUUUUUCCACGAGAUGAUGAAAGAGACGGCGCAUGAUAGAAAUCAAGAAAAAGUCAAGAUAAACAAAGGCUUUCUUUUUCAUCCACAAAUGUUUCUACAGGCAAAGAACUCGGAAUAUCGGGAAGGCCAGGACUAUUCCGUGCUUCGCCAUGUACAGAAUGGAUCGUAUGGAGACGUGUUCAGCGUGCGUGACAAACAAACUGGGUUUACAUGCGCUGCCAAAAGGAUUCCUCUGAGCAGUUUCAGCUGGGAGGAAGUGGGAACGUGGAGCAGGUUGGACUCGCCACGUGUCCUUCAGCUCUACGGGGUUGUGCGAGAGGGCCUCAAUGUCGUCCUCUUCAUGGACCUUAAAACGGGCUCGUUGGCGCAGUUCCUAAAAGCGAGAGGGCGUUUUGCUGAAGAUUUGGCUCUUUAUUAUCACUGUCAGGUGCUGCAGGCUCUGGAACAUCUACACAGCAGAAAGGUGAUUCACCUGGAUGUUAAAGUGGACAACGUUUUGCUUUCGAAGGACAAGACUGAGUGUUUCUUGUGUGAUUUUGGAUUAUCUGAGAUGCUGGACCGGACCGGAUACAGCACCAAAACCUUCAGAGGUAAUGGUCUGCGUGGCACCGAGAGCCAUAUGUCUCCCGAGGUGGCACGGGGAGAUCCUCGCUCAGACAAAGCAGACGUCUGGAGUAGCUGUUGUAUGUUGCUGCACAUGCUCAGCGGCCAUCAGCCGUGGACACGCUACUACACACACCCGCUCUGCCUGAAAAUCGUGAGUGAGCCGGCCCCUCUGUGGGAGAUUCCGGCUGGCUGUGACCCCUUGACCUGUGAUGUCAUCAGAGGGGGACUGGUCAAGGAGCCGAGAGAGAGGGUCUCAGCCAGGGAGCUGCUGGAGAAAAGCAGCAGAGCUCUGCGAGCAUUAGGUGGCCUCAUUGAUCAGGUCCAAUCAACCACGGAGACUCUGCCCCGCCCUCAGAUCUCCCCACCAAUGAAAUCACGCAAUGUCUUCACCAAACCCCCAACGGUCCUGCCCCCUGUCUCCAUACCAACACUCCCUAGUCAGCCAGAGCUCUCCGCUCCCAGAAUCCAGUGGGUCAGCGGGUGGAGAGAACGAGCAGCUGAGGAGGACGGGACGGAUUCAGAAGAUGAGCAUGGCGAUGGAGGGAUGGAAAGAUGGAUGGAAAAGUACUGGGGAUUGAGAGACAAUUACACACUUUCUGAAGAUGAGAAAGAAACCGACGAAGAGAUGCAGAGCUCGUCAGAAGAACGAUGGAGAGACAGGGCAGAUGUGGAGAAGAGGAAUGAAGACGAAGGAGAGAGCGAUGAAGAGCUGGAGAGUGAUUUGGGGAGUCUGAGGGAGCUGGGCAGCGAGGACGAGUGGGAGCCGUUUCGCCGCCUGCAGAUCCUCUGCGGUUCCGAACGGCGACACGGUGGAGAUGAGUGGUCUGAAAUGGAGGACGAGUGCACGCCCUCUGCGAUGACAAGUUUAAAUCACAUUAACUUGUGUGAGCAAAACUCCAGAUUAACUCUUGCCUGCCAUCGCAGCGUCUGCACUUCUGACGCCGAUCUUACUGAAAAGGUUUCUGAUUGGUCGGAUGACCUGAGCUCCGGCGUGUUCUCCUCCUACAGCAGCCUUACAGACGAUCGAAGCUUCAACCUGGAUUGGUCUGUCUCUACCAAUCGGCCGCCUUCUUGCAGCUUUGAAGGUCUCGGGGUGGAUAUCUGGGUGGAGGAUGUGAGUGGGGAUACUUUUAGGAUCAGAGAGAGACUAAAAGUGAAGCUGGGUCACGUUGCCAUAGGUAUAAGUGCACAGAUCUCGAUGAGAGCGUUCAGUUUAGCCACGCUGGACGGGAAGCUAGUCUCCCCUGACACCGAGGUUCUGGAGUCCCGCAUGUGGUUGCUGUGCGUCCCUGCUCCGGACAACAGCACCAACUGGACCUGGAGGAUCCGAGACGGAAAAAUGGAGACGCAAGAAGUUGACGGACUGCAAUCGGACACCUGCUCCACUCUAGCAGCCUGAAGCCUAUUGACACUACAUUCCCUUUCUUCGCUUCAGUUAUGUGCUAAUUUUAUUUGUUUUUUUUUGUUUGUUUUUACCAGAGCAAACAUGCACCAUAAAAGUAUUACAACUAUCGAAACUCUUAAAGUAGCGGGGUUAUAAUUUAGCGCCCUCUGGUGCUUUCGAGAUAAAUUACAAUGAGGAGCUGUCCCUUUCCCUGCUGAUCCUGGUCCUCUAUUAUUUUUAUUUUUAUUUUUUCUGGGCCAGAAAUAUGUAAAAAGAAUCCUGUAAUAAAUAAUAUUUCCAGAUUAAUUGCACGGUUGUAAUUUACAUCUUCAUUGAAUCAAUGCAUCUUUGAGAUUAUAUUAUUUAUUACAAGUCUAGAAACACUUUAAGAUGACAAACCUCAUCUUUAAUUUAAAAAAAAAUAUUUUUUAGAUGAGGGUCCUGUGAAUGUGCUAGUUAUCCAUAUUGUUAAUCAGUAUUUAUAUUUAGGAAGCCUGAGUAGCUCGUAAUAUCCAGGUACAAGGCUUUGAUGUGACCAGCACUUAUUUCCUGUACUGGUUCACUUUUCAUUGGUGGCUGAUUCGAAUUUUAUUUGUUGCCAUAGUAUAAAAGUCACAUUUUUGUACAAAAAAAGUGUUUCUGCUGUCUGUAUUUUGGACAAGUUUUAUGAUAUAGCCCAUUAAAAAAAUGUAUAACUAAUAAAAAAAAACUAUACGUUUGUAUUACAAAAAGUAUAUGUAACACGAUAAGAAACUCAAUAACUAAAAGAAUAAACAAAAACAAAAAACAACAAUUUCAG